This is a messenger RNA of Abrus precatorius (Indian licorice), 1626 nucleotides long. RefSeq names its product sucrose transport protein SUC8-like. Gene Ontology annotation, biological process: sucrose transport. Gene Ontology annotation, molecular function: sucrose:proton symporter activity. The coding region runs from base 1 to 1626 and encodes 541 amino acids. NCBI's taxonomy places the organism in Eukaryota, Viridiplantae, Streptophyta, Magnoliopsida, Fabales, Fabaceae. The transcript has 5 exons. Gene Ontology annotation, cellular component: vacuole; plasma membrane. The record is from RefSeq and is a predicted model, not a curated record.
AUGGUAUUACUGCAAAUUAAUACAGAUGCCAUCAUCCAAUCUAUUGAUAAAAAGAUAACUCAACCAUCAAUUACCAAUUACAGCAAAGAUACACACAACACAUUCCUUCACCUCUUCUCUUUUACUCUCUCUGUCUCUCCAAGUCUUUCAACUAUGUACCCUCCAUCCCCCACCCAAGCAAGCCCACUUCGAAAAAUGAUUGUCGUGGCCUCUAUUGCUGCCGGCAUUCAAUUUGGGUGGGCUCUGCAACUCUCUCUCCUAACCCCUUAUGUUCAGCUUUUAGGUGUCCCACACACUUGGGCUGCCUUUAUCUGGUUGUGUGGGCCAAUCUCAGGAUUGGUUGUGCAGCCUAUAGUAGGUUACUACAGUGAUCGUUGCACCUCUCGCUUUGGCCGUCGCCGCCCCUUCAUAUUCUACGGCGCUAUUGCCGUCGCCAUUGCUGUAUUCCUUAUUGGCUAUGCAGCCGAUAUAGGACAUGCUGCUGGCGACGACAUUACAAAGAAAACUCGGCCCCGCGCUGUGGCGAUCUUCGUGGUGGGCUUCUGGAUCCUUGAUGUGGCGAACAAUAUGCUUCAAGGACCUUGUCGCGCGUUCCUCGGUGACUUGGCCGCCGGUGACCACAAGAAGACAAGGGUGGCCAAUGCCUUCUUCUCGUUCUUCAUGGCCGUCGGGCAAGUGUUGGGGUACGCGGCAGGCUCUAUCAAAGGCCUCCACAAAAUCUUCCCUUUCACUGAGACAAAAGCUUGCGACGUCUUCUGCGCUAACUUAAAGAGUUGUUUCUUUCUCUCAAUUUUGUUCCUUCUCAUUCUGGCUAUCAUCGCUCUCAUUUACGUGAAAGACCCAGUGAUGACAACACCCGAAUUGAGCAAUGAAGGGGAGUCUUCGUGCUUUUCGCAAAUAUUGGGCGCAUUGAAGGAACUGAAGAAGCCUAUGUGGAUGCUAAUGCUUGUGACUGCUGUGAAUUGGAUCGGGUGGUUCCCUUACUUCUUAUUCGACACUGAUUGGAUGGGUCGUGAGGUGUAUGGUGGAGAUGUCGGUGAGGAUUCGUACGCUGCGGGAGUGCGUGCUGGAUCGUUGGGUCUCAUGUUAAACGCUGUCGUUUUGGGUGUGAUGUCAUUGGCGGUGGAACCGUUGGGUCGCAUGGUUGGGGGAGUUAAGGUGUUGUGGGGAAUAGUUAACGUUAUUCUUGCUGUUGCAUUUGCAAUGACAGUGGUUAUUACUAAGAAUGCAGAACAUGAGCGCCACUUGAACCCUGCAGCCAUUGGACACCCCUCCCAAGGUGUCAAAAUUGGCGCCUUGCUUUUCUUUUCUGUUGUUGGAAUUCCUCUUGCGGUUACCUACAGCGUUCCAUUUGCUUCAGCAUCAAUAUACUCUAGCACUUCGGGAGCAGGCCAAGGUUUAUCUCUGGGAGUCCUCAAUCUUGCAAUUGUCAUCCCACAGAUGGUGGUAUCGGCAUUAAGUGGUCCAUGGGAUGCUUUGUUUGGUGGUGGCAACUUGCCAGCUUUUGUGAUGGGUGCAGUGGCUUCUGCCAUCACCGCCGUGUUGGCAAUUUUUCUGCUACCAAGUCUAAAGCCCGAUGAUGAGGCUAAAGCAGCUGCAAACAUGGCCACGGGAAGCUUCCACUAA